AUGGAUCCUCAACAAUUAAGAGAUCAAACUGCAUUUUAUCAAGAUUUAAAUUCAGAUAAAUCAGGACCACCAGAAAUUAGACCAGAAGAAAUUACAUUUGAAGAAUUGAUUGGUACUGGUUCUUUUGGUAAGGUGUACAAGGGAAGAUGUAGACAAAAGGCUGUAGCUGUUAAAUUGCUUCACAAGCAAAACUAUGAUGCUGCUACUUUGGCUGCAUUUAGAAAGGAGGUUCACUUGAUGAGUAAGAUUUAUCAUCCAAAUAUUUGUCUUUUCAUGGGUGCUUGUACCAUUCCAGGCAAGUGCGUCAUCGUAACAGAAUUGGUUCCAAAAGGAAAUCUUGAAACUCUUUUACAUGAUGAAAAGAUUCAACUUCCAUUAUACCUUAGAAUGAAAAUGGCAAGAGAUGCAGCUUUAGGUAUUAAUUGGUUACAUGAAUCAAACCCUGUAUUUGUACACAGAGAUGUAAAAUCAUCCAAUUUACUUGUUGAUGAAAAUAUGCAAGUUAAAAUUUGCGAUUUUGGUUUAUCAGCAUUAAAACAAAAACAUAAAAUGUUAAAAGAUCAAUCAAGUGCAAAGGGUACACCAUUGUAUAUGGCACCAGAGGUGAUGAUGUUUAAAGAGUUUAAUGAAUCAUCGGAUGUCUAUUCAUUUGGUAUUGUAUUGUGGGAGAUAUUGACUAGAAAGGAGCCAUUCUCGCACCAUCGUGAACUCGAAAAGUUUAGAGAGGCCGUCUGUGUCAAGCACGAACGUCCACCCGUUCCACCCGAGUGUCUCGAGUCGCUUCGUCGUCUGAUUGAGCGUUGUUGGGACAAGGACCCACUCCGUCGUCCCUCUUUUAAAGAGAUUAUCAGCGCACUCGACCACAUCAUUGUCGACGCUGCCAUCUCUGAUGUGCGUGGUCGCGAGUUUUGGAAAAAGAGCUUCCUCACUGAAAAGGAGGUUCCAUGGGAUGCCUUUAUCGAUGCACUCUGCGAAUGGAACAAGGUGGCAAACCGAACCCAAUGCGACAAAAACUCACUCGAAUACCUCAACAUCAAAUGUCUCAAGGCCAUCUUGGCCGAUGUCCCCAAGUCUGAGGGAACCGGUGUUGAAAACGUUGUAAACAUUGAAAAGUUUGGCAAGAUUCUAGAGUUUUUCGGCCCCAUGAUGGCACCCGGAGAGGGCACCCCCAUCAUGGACUCGAUCCGUGAAAUCUUGGCACAAAAAUGGUUCCAUGGCGACUUGGACACUGUCGAGGCUGCAUCGCGUCUCAAUGGCAACCCGGUCGGUUCCUUUUUGAUCCGUUUCUCUUCGACCAAUCCAGGCAACUUUACCAUUUCCCAGGUGGUCAGUGAACAAGGUCCCGUCAAGCAUCAACGUGUCAGUCGUCAAAAUGGACGUUUCAUCUAUCAAAACGUUCUCUACAACUCUCUUAUAGAAAUCGUCGCCAAGAGUGGCGGUGGUACAAAUGGUGACAUCAAAUUAGAUUCUAGUAUGGGUGUUCCAAAUUAUAAAUUCAUGUCCCUAUUUUGUAAUGUUCAUGGUAAUGAUCAAUAUUAA
Messenger RNA from Cavenderia fasciculata, 1539 nucleotides. RefSeq names its product SH2 domain-containing protein (gene shkC). Gene Ontology annotation, biological process: protein phosphorylation. Gene Ontology annotation, molecular function: protein kinase activity; ATP binding. The coding region runs from base 1 to 1539 and encodes 512 amino acids. NCBI's taxonomy places the organism in Eukaryota, Evosea, Eumycetozoa, Acytosteliales, Cavenderiaceae. The transcript has 4 exons. The record is from RefSeq and is a predicted model, not a curated record.